AUGGUGUUGUCCCCAAUCAAAGCUAUCAAUAGAUCCCCACUCAAAGAAACAGAUGCGAAUCUCCGAGGAGUACCAUUAAAUGAAAACGGAAAGGAAAUUCAACUUGUUCCAAGUCAAGAAAAAAACGAUAGUAUUAAAUAUAGUCAUAAUUAUAACAAUAAGAAUGAUGUUGAUCACAGCAAAUCUUACAGUGGUUCAAAUGAUCAGAAUAAUAAUACUUUGCUUGUGAGGAAAAGAAUAAUAGAAAGAUCAGAACCACAACAAAAAAAGAAACCAAGAGUGGAGAGAGCCAGGUCUAUUGAAGGUGCAGUACUUGUAUCUAAACCAGCAGCUUUGAAAAAUGUACAAAAUAAAGUGACUCCAAAAGAAUUAUUAGAUUGGCAAAACAAUUGGAAGAAAAUUCUGAGACGUGACUCAAGAAUAUAUUUCGAUACAACUGAAGAUAGUAUAGACAAUAUAAAGACCAAAAAAGCACUUGAUAAAAAAAGAGACUUGUUGAAAAGGGGAUUUUUAUCACUUGGUGCCGAGAUAACUCAAUUUUUUGACACUAGUGUCACUAUUGUUGUCACUGCCAGACUUACGGAAAAUAUACAUUUGCUUAACGAUAAGGAUAUAUUAUCUCGAGCUAAAAAAAAUUUUAUGAAAGUCUGGGGUUAUGAAAAAGCUUUCAGGUUCUUGACAAAUUUGGAUGUAGAUUUCAAUGCUCUAAUAAAAAAUAAAUCACCAAUUUUAGCUACUCCUACCCUAUCACAUCUACUAGAAAAUGAGAAACUGUAUGGUCCUACUGAUAGAGACCCAAGAACUAAAAGAGACGAUAUACAUUAUUUCAAACACUCCUACGUUUAUAUGUAUGAUAUAUGGCAAACUUGGGCUCCAAUAAUCACAUUAGAAUGGAGGCAACAAGACUUGGCUGACGAGAAUAAUUUACCAUAUCCAACUUUAAAAAUGGGCACUUUUGGUAGAUGUCCAUUUAUUGGUGAUAGAUAUUGUAUAGAGAAUUCUGCUAAAAGAAUUCUUAAAAGAUAUAAAAGAGAUCAAAUUAAUUUACCGUAUGCGUUGAAACUACGUCAAUUAUAUCAAUAUCAUGCAAUUCCAAGCAAAUCAGAUUGUGAUGCUGUUGCAAAAGGUCUAAUAUUUUUACCACAUGCCUGCCAAGAUUCGUCGUUAAUGUAUCAGAAAUUAAUUAAGGGAAGUGAACAUAACCAUCAAUCAACUAAUACACAAACGGUAGCAGAGGUAAAAACAAAUGUUAAUCAAGCAUCAAAAUCUAACUCAAUAAAUAACGAUAAAUUCAACAUAAAUGGUGAUAUUAACGCCAAGGUUACUCAAACCGUCGAAAGGAAUGAUAAAGUAGAAGAUACACAAGUAUCUAUUAUGGAAAUAUCUAACCCUAAUGAUGCAGAAAACAAUGUAUUUGCACUACAGGUAAAUGAAAAUAAGAGGAAGAAUGAUAAUAAUACCAAUGGGAAAAAGAAACUUGUAGAAAAAACGUGGAAAGAACCAGUUUCGAUACCAUCUUUGAAAAAUAUACCAUUAAUUCCAUUAAGCAGACAAGAGACCGAAGAUUUACCAGACGACCUAUGUGCUACAUCAAAAAGACAAUCAAGGGUACCCUUUGAGAUCAAAGCAAGUGGAGCUCAUCAAUCUAAUGAUGUUGCCACGUCCUUCGGUAAUGGAUUAGGUCCAACUAAAUCCACUGUUAUGAGUAAAAAUAUUAGAACUUUGAAUAAAUUAGUUGAUAGAAAGUUAGAUGGUCCAGCAAAAAGAUAUUCAAAUUCUAAUGCAGAGGUACCAUAUUCCAGAAACUCUAGAAGCACUAUCAAUGGAGGUGCACCAUUAUUAAGUAGAGGUGGUUCAAACUUAAAACAUUCUUUUGGAAGAGAAUCCAUUUCCAAGGACGACAUCAAUAAUAACAAUCAACAACAGAAGAAAAUAUCUGACCAGGUAGGAGAUAAAGAUAACAAACCUGUAAUUAGAAAACAACCGGUAAAAAAUUCAGGUUACUGUGAAAAUUGCAGAGUCAAGUACGAGUCAUUGGGCGAACAUAUUUUAUCUGAGAAACAUCUAAGUUUUGCUAAUAACGAUUUAAAUUUUGAAGCUAUUGACUGUUUAAUAGAUAAACUAGGCUUUCAAUUUUAG
This is a messenger RNA of Arxiozyma heterogenica, 2139 nucleotides long. It is a transcript of the gene DBF4, whose product is annotated as protein serine/threonine kinase activating protein DBF4. Gene Ontology annotation, molecular function: protein serine/threonine kinase activator activity; zinc ion binding; nucleic acid binding. Gene Ontology annotation, cellular component: Dbf4-dependent protein kinase complex. NCBI's taxonomy places the organism in Eukaryota, Fungi, Ascomycota, Saccharomycetes, Saccharomycetales, Saccharomycetaceae. The transcript has a single exon. Bases 1 to 2139 code for a protein of 712 amino acids. Gene Ontology annotation, biological process: regulation of cell cycle phase transition; positive regulation of nuclear cell cycle DNA replication. The record is from RefSeq and is a predicted model, not a curated record.